GCCUUUUGUUUGACUCCAACACUACAGUACAAAUACCCACACCUUACAGUGUCACACCGGGCCUCCGUGAUUCACUACAUUUCCUGUCAAGAACGGCUCCAAAAUCUCUGCUGCAGAGGGGUGAUCUAUCGAUACUUAGGUGCAAUCAGCAGGCGGGGAGAGACACAAUAAAUCUCCGGGAACUAUGGAGACGGCACAGAGAUUACAAAGUUCAAGCCUGGACUCCUUCUAUCAGAACCCCUUCGGAAAACCGUUCGGUUUUCACUCCAAGACUGAGUUCGACGCUAAGAACGCACUUCUCCUUACCAGAAGCGACACGUUCUUGUUGAUAAAACCGCCCAAACAGGAAGACAUCUGGAGAAGAAAACCUCCCAGUUUCUGUUACGAUGCUUACGACCCAAAACCUCCUACAAGGAACAGUCGCGAGGCCAUGCAGCCGUGGAGGUACGGCACUUUUCCCGGCGACUGGAAACGGCAGAAAGAAGAGAUGCAGAAACAGAGCCAAGAACUGGUCCUGCCGAACAUCUUAAAACCUAAGAAGCCCCAAAGUCCGGUGUUUCAGACCAGAUUUAAAAUCCACGAUCCAUUUGAGGCGAAGAAAGACUCCGUAAGAAGACUGACGUUCAAGAAAGAUCAGUUUGAGAAUCCAACUCCUCAUGAUUUUAGACAGUAUCCACCCCUAAAGAAACUAGGCCUUCCGGAGUUCGAAACUAAGCACGAAAAGGACCCGGGCAACAUCAACUUCAAGUCAAAACGGCUCAACCAGAUUUCAGGCCUGGCCCAUUCUGACGUGGGUCGUGACGUAGACAAGGGCCGACAGAUGUACCGACCGAAGAUUGCCGAACCGAAAUGGGACGCGAAACUCAUCCAUCCCAAAGAGGAGUGGCCCAACCGGUACUACGCAUACACGCGCUUCCGAAGACCGAACCGCCGUGUCCACAGCGCCUUUAUGGAGCGUGUGGAGGACCAGCUAACGGAGCAGUGGAACCAGGAGAGGGAACAACAGUCCCCCGGCAGACGGGCGCGAGAACGACCGGGGUCAGCCUCCGGAGAAAUACGGGACAGGGAGAAGUCAAAGAACGGACUGUUGUGACUCGAGCUUGAAGCUUGUUAUCAUCAAUAUGCAAAUAUAUAAGAGAGAGUACAUGACAUGAUUAUACUUUUUAUAGCUUAUUCUUAAAAAGAAUCAAGUAUAUUUUUAUGUGUGUCUUUUCAAUGCAUUGAAAUUAUUAGUAAAAGGUUAGUCACAUAUCAUCGUAUCACUAUUUUGAACGUUAGAAUAAGUAGCUGAUCUCUCAAAUGCUCUAAGACAAUGAGCACUAGCUACUCAACUAUUCAUAAUAUUGCAGUUUGUUUCAAAACAUAACAGUUUGCUUUUUCUAUGCUCUUUUCGUGCAAUUUUGCUUUUUGAAUAAAUGUUAUUCUUAUGCGA
Messenger RNA from Branchiostoma belcheri (Belcher's lancelet), 1432 nucleotides. RefSeq lists its product as uncharacterized. Lineage: Eukaryota; Metazoa; Chordata; Leptocardii; Amphioxiformes; Branchiostomatidae. The record is from RefSeq and is a predicted model, not a curated record. The transcript has 5 exons. The coding region runs from base 185 to 1093 and encodes 302 amino acids.